GCACUACGGAGGCGCAGCCUUGGAGUAUCCGGCUCGAUGAAUAGGAUCGCGGCAUUGUAUAGUGUCAUAUACCCUAGUUCGGUUUUCCAUCGCCUAGGCGGGACUAAGAAGAACCAAAGAAUAAUUCGAUGACUAUUAGCGGCGGGUCGGCCACUCGACCCCGGAUUUUCACCAGAUUCUACCGUCCUCUCCGUUGGCCCCGUCGCCCGUUUCCAUCGGCCAUUUCUAUUCUCCCAAUCAGUUGGUCGGCUCGCUUCGUCUCGACUGGGGUGUCAGUAACGGCCCUGUUUCUAGUCCCAAAGGGCGAAAAGAGAUUUGGAGGGGUCGUGGCACAUUCUCAUCUGUCCCCAUAUGGUAUAUAGAGGGGGGGUGGCAUCCUGCCCCCCUGAUGUCUCAAUACGUUUGGAACACACCAUAAUUCUCCCUCUGCCGGCCUUGUUCCCUUCCGAGCCGUCUGCCGUGAAAACACAUUGGAUGAUUUACUGCCCUGCCAAGACAACCUUACUUCCAUACCAGUCAGGAUGGGCAGGUUUUUCACAGUCUCGUUGGCCGCAUUCGCGGCCACAGGGUCGUUCCUGUUCGGAUAUGACAGUGGUGUCAUGACCGAUGUGAUCGACUCGAAGAACUUUCUCAAUUUCUUCAAUACCACCAAGACAUCGAACAUCAUCGGUGCCAUCAACAGCACCUUUUCCGGAGGAGCGGCCAUUGGCGCCCUCCAGGGAGGACUGACGAUGGACCGGUACGGGCGUAAAUUCACCAUCCAGAUGGGUGCCGUGAUAUGUCUUGUCGGCGCCAUCCUGCAAGCCGCUGCGCAAAACUUGGCCAUGAUUCUCGUCGGCCGCAUCUUAGCGGGGUGGGCAGUCGGCCUCUUGUCCAUGUCGGUUCCGGUGUAUCAAGCCGAAUGCGCCCAUCCUCGCUCCCGUGGAUUUAUCAUUGGGUUGUCACAGCAGAUGAUCGGAGUUGGUUUCAUUGUUAGCACAUGGGUCGGGUACGGAUCACUCCAUGCCCCAGUCACGAGCGAAUUCCAAUGGCGCUUUCCACUGGCGUUCCAGGCCGUUCCAGCUCUGCUACUGGCGGUGGGCAUGUUCUUCUUGCCCGAAACCCCGCGGUAUAUGAUCGAGACAGGGCGUUACGACGAGGCGAUGAAAACCCUUCGAAGGCUGCACUAUGACGGCGCCAACGAUGAUUGGAUUCAGACUGAGUACACGGAGAUUAGAACAACAAUUGAUGCCGAGAACUCCGUUACGAAACCGGGGUGGCUCAUCAUGUUCAAAGUGCCCCAGUGGCGAACCCGUCUGCUUCAUGGAGUCGCUGUCCAAGUCUUCACCCAGAUGACCGGCGUCAACGUGAUCAACUACUACCAAACCAUCAUGUACAACUCGCUAGGUAUCACCGGCAGUCGGACUACGCUCGUGGCGGGGAUCUACAACUGUGUGGGCCCAGUGACAAACCUAAUCUUCAUUCUCUUCAUCCUCGAUCGCGUCGGGCGUCGCAAGCCCAUGAUGUUCGGCGCCAUCGGCAUCUCCCUGGCGCUGAUCUGCGAAGCGGCCUUGAAUUCCCAGAACGAAGAUGGCACUCACCGCGGGUAUAGCAUCGGCGGGGUGUUCUUCAUCUUCUGCGUCACUGUGAUCUUUUCACUGUCGUUUGGACCGUGCAGCUGGGUCUAUAUGGCGGAGGUCAUGCCCAUGCAAAUCCGAGGUCGCGGGAACGCUUUCGCAACCGGCGUUGGGAACUGGGCCGUAAGCACGCUGUGGAAUCAGGUCUCCCCGAUCGCACUCGACAAGAUCAAGUGGAAGUUUUAUUUUGUCUUUGCCGCAUUUAAUAUCUUCAUCAGCCUUCCAGUGAUCUACUUCUUUUUCCAAGAGACUAAACAAAAGUCACUGGAGGAGAUUGACAUUCUCUUCGGUGGACGGGCCCUAGGCACACUGCCGGAAGACGUCACGGCCAAGCCGACGGCCGAGGAACGGGAACACGCCGGAGAGAGGGGCAUCGUGAUGGGCAGAUUCGACGAAGACAAUCGGGUGUAAGUGGUUUGGGUCGGUCGGUCGGUCGGUCGGUCGGGUCAUUCAUGACUAGAGUUUUAUGAGUAGAAUCUUACGAGAACACGGUACAGAUAGAUGAUAAUUGAUUAUUUCCAUGUCUCA
This is a messenger RNA of Aspergillus candidus, 2144 nucleotides long. Its product is annotated as sugar porter family MFS transporter. Bases 522 to 2027 code for a protein of 501 amino acids. Gene Ontology annotation, molecular function: carbohydrate:proton symporter activity. Gene Ontology annotation, cellular component: membrane. Gene Ontology annotation, biological process: carbohydrate transport; transmembrane transport. Lineage: Eukaryota; Fungi; Ascomycota; Eurotiomycetes; Eurotiales; Aspergillaceae. The record is from RefSeq and is a predicted model, not a curated record. The transcript has 6 exons.